This is a messenger RNA of Physella acuta, 1037 nucleotides long. RefSeq lists its product as uncharacterized. NCBI's taxonomy places the organism in Eukaryota, Metazoa, Mollusca, Gastropoda, Physidae. The record is from RefSeq and is a predicted model, not a curated record. Gene Ontology annotation, molecular function: carbohydrate binding.
AUGCACUGUUCUAUCCGAUUAACCACAAACCAACUAGUCUUAAGCUCUAAGAUUGCUGGGAGGUGGGGCCGGGAGUACAGAUACCCGUUGACUAUAGGACAGGCUUUCACCAUCAAGUUUGUCAUUUACUACAACAAGGUCAAGAAUUCAAACUUGCCUUUUAUAAGAUCAGCACACGGACAAUAUAUUGUUUUAAAAGCAACACCUACAAGUUACCAGAGAUUUAGCUUAACGUUCGAGUGCCAGCAAGACGUCACCAUACAGCUUGAGGCCUUGUUUAACUUCCAGGAAAUCGAGAAUGAAGUCCUCAUCUCCAAACGCACCAACAACGUUUGGGACACUGAAUGCCAAUGUGUCGACGAUUUUCCCUUCACCGUCAACACGCGUUUCACAAUGACCAUUAUUUUCACGACUACGGGGAUUGAGGUAACUGUGAAUGAUGAGUUCAGGUAUACGCAGCUACCUGCAAACGGUUGCACAAGUCACAACAUCGUUUGGAGCCAACUGAUCGUCUCCAAAGUUUACACCACGUGAACCCUCUCAUUUGGGCGUCAAGAUUUGCCAAAAUGUUGACAACUUUGUGUCCUGACAAUCGACUGAUGGAAGGACGUGAUACUGAAAUCUGAUAGACUGAAUGACAAGAUUCUUACAAUUGGCCGAAUGUAGAGAAACUGACAAAAGACAGACCAAAUGUAGACAUACUGACAAUUCACAGACCGAAAGUAGAGAUACCAACAAAUGACAGACAUAAUGGCGUUAUAUUGACAAUUAACUGACCGAAUGAUGUUUUUCUGUUGGGUGAUUGUUGUAUUUUAUAGAAAUAUUUUGGAGAGCAUCUUGUAAAACACAUUUUUUAACACUGCGAAGUCCCAUUCAGUAGCCGCGUAUAAACGUUUACGCGAAUGCGUUAUAAAAAUUAACCAAAACUAAGGUACAUGUUCUAAUACUAAUUUACUCUACUAUGUUUGAAGAAAAAUUGACGUAUUUAUGUUUUCUAAAAAUAAACUUACGAGGAAUAAUUUUUACUUUAUUUGAAA